Scophthalmus maximus (turbot) is the source of this 2250-nucleotide messenger RNA. It is a transcript of the gene lipca, whose product is annotated as lipase, hepatic a. The record is from RefSeq and is a predicted model, not a curated record. Lineage: Eukaryota; Metazoa; Chordata; Actinopteri; Pleuronectiformes; Scophthalmidae. The transcript is spliced from 9 exons. Gene Ontology annotation, molecular function: apolipoprotein binding; triacylglycerol lipase activity. Gene Ontology annotation, biological process: lipid metabolic process. Bases 255 to 1730 code for a protein of 491 amino acids.
CCCUGAUCCAUAGACCGUUACUCCUGGUGUCCCCUUCUCUUUCUGUACAGUACAGUACAAUGUGUUACCCACUCUGAAGCCAAUGGACAGUGAUGAGUCUUUUGAAAUAGCGUCUACGGCCACAGACAAAAGGAUCUAACCUUCAGGCGCUGCACAAUCUACGUUUUCUCCCCCACUGAAUAUUUAGGCCUGUGCUGCUCACCUGUGGGAGAAGUGUUGGUUCAAGGGAAUUACCAAAGUGUGUGUGGGGCGCCAUGUCUGUGGUCAAAAUCCUGUGCUGUUUGCUGUUAACGUAUCACAUGGGUGAGGGGAAGAAAAUCAAAGGAAGCAGAGCUGGUUUAGUGGACAGCGAGCAGAGAAGAGUCGUGAAGAUGAAAGAGCCUUAUGUCAGCAGCUCGGGCUUCAGGCUGUUUUUGGAAGGUGAGGACACCUGCACACUGGACCCUCUGCAGCUGCACACUCUCACCUCCUGCGGCUUCAACAGCAGUAAUCCCCUCAUCAUCAUCACUCACGGGUGGUCGGUGGAUGGUAUGAUGGAGAGCUGGGUGCUCAGGUUAGCCACAGCCAUAAAGACAAAUCUGAUGGACACUAACGUGGUGAUCACCGACUGGCUGUCCCUGGCUCACCAACACUACCCCAUCGCAGCAAAGAGCACCCGCACUGUGGGACAAGACAUAGCACAUCUGCUGCAGUCGCUUCAGGAAGAAUACCAGUUCCCGGUUAGUAAAGCUCAUUUGAUUGGCUACAGCCUCGGAGCGCACAUCUCUGGAUUCGCUGGGAGCUACCUCGAAGGUCCCCACAAGAUUGGGAGAAUUACUGGUCUUGAUCCAGCGGGGCCACUGUUCGAAGGCAUGUCUCCCUCAGACAGACUGUCUCCAGAUGAUGCUGAAUUCGUGGAUGCCAUCCACACCUUCACCCAGCAACGUAUGGGCCUCAGUGUGGGCAUCAAGCAAGCAGUGGCCCAUUACGACUUUUACCCUAAUGGAGGAGACUUCCAGCCAGGAUGUGACCUGCACAACAUCUACGAGCACAUCACCACGUAUGGGCUACUCGGUUUCGAGCAGACAGUGAAAUGCGCUCACGAGCGAUCCGUCCAUCUAUUCAUCGACUCUCUGCAGAAUAAAGACAAGCGGAGCACGGCCUACAGCUGCAGUGACAAGAGCGCCUUUGACAAAGGCGUGUGCCUGGACUGUCGGAAGAAUCGCUGCAACACACUGGGCUACGACAUCAAGAAGGUGCCCAGCGGCAGAAGCAAGAGGCUCUACCUGAACACGCGCCCUCGGAUGCCUUACAAACUCUAUCAUUACCAGUUCAGGAUCCAGUUUGUCAACCAGAUGGAGAGGAUGGAGCCCUCUCUCACCAUCGCCCUCACUGGAACAAGGGAGGAGAGUGGAAACCUCCAUAUCUCCUUCACUGAGAAGAUCUCCGGUAAUAAGACCUACACCUUCCUGAUCACCCUGGACCGAGACUUGGGGGAUCUGAUGUUGCUCAAUUUGCACUGGGAUCGACCGGCCCUGUGGAAGAACAUGUGGAGCCGGGUGCAGACCAUCAUGCCCUGGGGCGGCCGGGAGAGAAAACCACUGCUGAUAGUGGGAAAGAUCAGUGUCAAAGCAGGCGAGACGCAGAAGAGGACAUCUUUUUGUGCCAUGACAGAUGACGAGCAAGUUGAGGUGUCGCAAGAUAAAGUGUUUGUGCGCUGUAAAGAUGACACACCCAGACAGCGCAGGUGAAAGCUCAACUAUGGGCUCCUACAUGGUCAACAGACUCGAGAUUUCUAAUGGAUGUUCCAGACGAAGGUCACAACGGAAAUGAAAUUCUGCACAUGAUUCAUUUUCUGAAAGAUGUGACACUAAACAAAAGGUUACAAAUAGUGUUACUGAGGCUAGAGAAACAACUAGCAACUUUUGUAAGCUGUUUAUAAAGGUACAGAAAUAUGUUAAGUUUAGAAACAUGAUAAGCGUGACUAUGUGAUGUAAUUAAUAAUAAGCCGAGUAUGGCAAAUGAUUUACAAUUAUUUCCAAAUGUCUUUCUGUUGAACAUUUGCGCAUUCAAAUAUUGAAAAGUGAACAGAGAAGUUCCACGCCUUUAUGACGAUAAUUCCAAAAACUGUUAAUGUAUUUUUUUUUGUAAAUUGUGUACUAUGUGAAAUUAUCUCAUCAUUUAAAGUCUUGCUAAUAACUUCAUAUAAAUAUGCUCAUUACUCAAACUCAAACCAAAGCAAUAAAAUUACACUCUGCUCUUUUCUAUUCA